This is a messenger RNA of Chaetomium fimeti, 861 nucleotides long. RefSeq lists its product as uncharacterized. NCBI's taxonomy places the organism in Eukaryota, Fungi, Ascomycota, Sordariomycetes, Sordariales, Chaetomiaceae. The transcript has a single exon. The annotation marks the transcript as partial. The record is from RefSeq and is a predicted model, not a curated record.
AAUCAUACAGGGGGCGUCGAGAUUAUCUCGCCGCCGACGGCCGCGGAGAGCGACUGGCAACGAACAAUCCAUAAAGUGUUCCGCGCCAUUAGCAAGGAUUUUGAGUUAUACACCAACCACCUUUGCUCCUCCCACGUUCACGUCUCACGCGGACCAGACCCGAAGGCCAAGUACGGUAAGACUGACCUCAUCGACAUCGCAAAGGGCGCCUUCUUCUGGGAAGAGGCGCUGAGGGGGCUUUUGCCCUACGCACGGCAGGUAAACAGAUACGCGUUGCCCAACCAUGAUGCUUUCGCGUCAGAUGAGUAUUUAAGAGUCGGGGUCGACGGCUGGGGUCCGCUCUUCGACAAGCUCGUGGACCUGAUGGGAGCGCAGGGCACGCCCGACAAGGAGAGAAAGGAGGCGUUUGCCAAGGGUCUGCACGCAGUGGCCCGGGACGGAACUCCAGUGAAGUACUUGUCGACUAACUUCCUGUCAUUUCUGAGAAUUGACACUGUCGAAUUCCGUCGACAGGCUGGAGCUGCCUCAGCCACGACUGCCAUCUACCGGGUAUUGCUGGCCCUCACCCUCAACGUCAGCGCCUUACACUACCCGUUCAGAAACGCCUCGGGGUGGAAGGGCUAUAAGUCUACGGAAGAACUGAUUCUGGAGGCGAUGCGCACUCUUCACGAACUGCCGCGCAAUUGUGAGCAGCCGGGGUUCGAAGGGUGGUUGAGGACUUGCGCCGCGGACUAUGCGCAUGAGUCCGACACUUACACCAAGUUCACGGAAAAGGACAUCAAUAAGAAGGAAAAGCAGCUGCGAAAGAAGGAAGGGUCAGAACCCGAGCAGGAGGCAGAAGCCGGGUCGUCAUCCGCCCCA